GCCUUUAAAAUGCCAGGCCGGCCUCCGCUCCGCUCAGAGCCCCCUCUCGGCGGCUGCUUCGGGCUCGCCCGCUCCGCCGGGGCGCUGACUCAGCCGCAGCCGGGCUGCCGCGCGCACAGCCGGGCCUGGCAGCGCCCCCUGCGCCCCGCCGACCCCGGCCGGGAGGUGCCGCAGCCAGCCAGGGCCCCGACAGCGCACGGGACAGGCCUCUCCAGCCACACCAGCCCCGGUGCCUGCUCUCCACGGGAAGGUCACUGCUCCCACGGGCUCCCAGCGGUGAUGUCUCACCACCCCCGCUUCCUCCUGCAGCGGCCCCGUCCAGGGGGCCAGCCCACCCCCUGGCCCUUAUGAAGAGGUGACCACUCCGACCAGCAGGGGCGGAAGAUGGUACCAGCCAGCCUGGCGCCGGAGGAGGAGCCCGCAGCCGCCGUCCUGCAAUGGAGGAGCCCACGCCCGAGCCCGUCUACGUGGAUGUGGACAAAGGGCUGACCCUGGCCUGCUUCGUCUUCCUCUGCCUCUUCCUCAUCGUCAUGAUCAUCCGCUGCGCCAAGGUCAUCAUGGACCCUUACAGCGCCAUCCCCACCUCCACCUGGGAGGAGCAGCACCUGGACGACUGAGGCGCAGGGGCGGCUGCCCGGACGCACCUCUGUGUCCCCGCAGACACGGGGGAUGGACGUGGCCCCCCGGGGGUGGGAACAGUCGCCUUAGCCUCGCCUGCUCUCACAAGAGUGCCAGAGGGACACACCCGGGGUGCUGUGGGGGGCCUGGCCGUGGCCAGUCUGGGAGUCACAUGGGCGGUGGCCUUCCCUGGCUCCAGCGUAGACGCCCCCCAUCACACCAGGCAGUCUCGUUGGGAGGAGACCCCUGCCCUGGAGAAGCAGACUGCCAGGGUCGCUGGCCCUGGGGGCUCCCAGCACAGAUGUCCCUCCGCCCCCGAACCCAAGCGCCUCCCAGCGGGCGCACCAUGGUGGGAGGAGAUGCCGGUGCCUCCCCAGAAAACCCACCGAAGGCGCCGGAGCUGCUUCCCAGCCCUAUUUUUUAAAACAAAAAUAGAGAGGGGUCUAUUUUUCCUGCUGCAGGUGAAAUGUGCAUUUUAGAAAUUUGGGAAAAUACAAAAAAAAAAAAAAGGAGGAAAGGGAGGAAAUAACACUUCCCAGGAGCUGCCACUUCGAAACAGUCUCUCGGCCUUUUUUUUUUUUUUUUACACGUAUUUUUAAAAUAGAUCCGCACCACGUGCAUGACGUCACCCCGUCCCUGCCACGGCAUGAAGACAUCCCCCUCCCUCAGACACCCUCGUAGGCGUCACCGUGAGUGGCUGCAGGGAAUCCCAACAGGUGGCAAGGUCGCAGUUUAAUAAUCACGUCCUUUGG
Messenger RNA from Artibeus jamaicensis (Jamaican fruit-eating bat), 1370 nucleotides. RefSeq names its product cortexin domain containing 1 (gene CTXND1). Bases 438 to 617 code for a protein of 59 amino acids. The record is from RefSeq and is a predicted model, not a curated record. Lineage: Eukaryota; Metazoa; Chordata; Mammalia; Chiroptera; Phyllostomidae. The transcript is spliced from 3 exons.